CUAUUAUGUCUUUUGGGGUUAAAGAUAAAACACAUAACAACAAAUCAGUAUCAAAUUUUACCUGUAUAACAGUAGUAAAUAAGUUCUGUGUAGUGUCUAGAUGUAUACAAGUGAAAAAACAAAAAAACAGUAAUGGCAAGCCUGACUCGCUGAAGAAAUUAGUAUGUAAUGGCAAGCCUAUACUCCACAUUUGGAGACAUUAGUUCAAAGGUUGAUAAUCUAUGUUUAAGUGAUAAUUAUGUAUGUUCAAACAUAUUAAAUAUUCAUUAGUUAGAUGUAAACAUCAAAUAUAAGUAAAUUAUUAUCUUAGUGCAUAUUUGUCACAUAUUUUUGCUUUAAAUUUGAUUGUGGGAAAGGUUUCUUGUAAACACCAAGAUGAAUUUAUUCUUUUUUUCUUUCUUUUAAAUUUACUAUCAUUACAGUUAAACUGAGUGUUAACUAAAAGUGGGACAUUUAAGAGAGAUAAAUAAUCUAAUUAGUAUUAUUAAGGCUAUUAAACGUCUUCAUGAAGGAGCACACAAAAGUUGCAAAAGACAAAUGGUAUGAACCAAAAAAAAUGUCUACUUACAAUACUUAGUUACUUUACGAGAAUAUCAAUGGAAUAUAUCCCUUAGUUUACUCAUUGGGGUUCACGUACUUAGAAUUCAACGGAACCACUUCGUCAUCCUCUAUGAAUUUUGUUGUUAAGUAUAAGCUAUAAAUGGCCACACCAAUUUUUCUUACUGCAAGGCAUUCUAAAAGUUUUCUUUUAAAAAAGCUCCUAGGACAAUUUUUCCAUGGCUUCCAAGAUUAUUUUCUGUUUUAUGAUUGGGCUUGCAGGAUUUUUGCCUACAAUCACAAUGGCAACUGAGUAUUGGGUUGGGGGUGAGAAAGGCUGGACCCUUGAUGUUGAUUAUCAAGAUUGGGCCAAGGAUAAAACUUUCAAGAUUGGAGACACCUUAGUUUUUAAGUAUCCCCAAGGGAGUCAUAAUGUGUUCAAAGUGGACCAAACAGCUUUCAAGGACUGCAAAGUCCCUCCACCAAGUGAAGGACUUACUACAGGCCAUGAUGUGAUUACAUUGGCUAGCCCUGGUAAAAAAUGGUACAUUUGUGGUUUUCCUACACAUUGCUCUGACCAUAACCAAAAGCUUGUCAUCAACGUCGAGGACGGAGCUCCGGCACCAGCACCUGCAGCUCCGGCAGCAGCAAUGGAGUAUUGGGUUGGAGGUGAUAAGGGAUGGACCAUUGAUGUAGAUUAUCAAGCUUGGGCCAAGGACAAAACUUUUAAGGUUGGAGACACCUUAGUUUUUAAGUAUACCAAAGGGCAUCAUAAUGUGUUAAAAGUAAACCAAACAGGUUUCAAAGACUGCAUAGUUACUCUACCAAGUGAAGUAUUAACUUCUGGUAAUGAUGCAAUCACUUUGACAUCUCCUGGCAAAAAAUGGUACAUUUGUGGUAUGCCAACACAUUGCUCCGACCAUAACCAAAAGCUUGUCAUCACUGUGGAAGCCGGAGCUCCGACACAGGCACCGGGACCACCCCCUAAAGAUGGUUCAAACAAUUCAUACAAGUUUACUACAUCUGCAAACAAGAUUUUUGUUGGUGGUCUGGUUUUAAUUUGGACAAUUCUAACAUUAGUUUAAUCCAAGUUGAGUGAACUUUGGAAUGUUACAUUUGUGUUGGAACUUAGGACUUUUGCCUUCUUCUAGGCAGGAAUAAAUGAAUAAUUUGGUUAUCUUUUGAGGAGAGAUUUUUAUUUUGUGAGGGAUGCGAGGGUGCUAAUAAUGCUAUCUAAGUCUUUUCAUUGACUGUAACGAUAUUUCUACCUGUAUGUGUACCUGGAAUAAUAACUUUUUAUCCCCUUCUUUCAU
This is a messenger RNA of Lycium barbarum (goji berry), 1850 nucleotides long. Its product is annotated as blue copper protein-like. The transcript is spliced from 3 exons. The coding region runs from base 777 to 1622 and encodes 281 amino acids. The record is from RefSeq and is a predicted model, not a curated record. Gene Ontology annotation, molecular function: electron transfer activity. Lineage: Eukaryota; Viridiplantae; Streptophyta; Magnoliopsida; Solanales; Solanaceae. Gene Ontology annotation, cellular component: plasma membrane.